AUGCCACGGCCACGGUGUCUCACAACUACCUUGGCGCAUAAUUGCACCACCAGCCAGCGUAUCGGUCCCAUCUUCGCCACCGCCAUUGGCACUGUCCCGCCGGACGCCUCGGCGGCCAUGGACCUCAGCCCCAGCCCAAGGCCCAAGCCGCCCCAGCCCCGGACAAGGGCCAGUUACGCUGCGAGGUGCAGCUCGGUGCCGGCUGAUGACGACGGCGAUAAAGUCUACGACCCUGAGGGCGGGUCGCAGUCAUCUAGCGUUGGGGAUGAGCCCACCUUAGAUUCUCAUACCCCCGAGAAGCUCACUGGCAAGCGUGGCCGCAGUCGCUCAGAGAACUUCUCAAACGAUGAGAAUGUCGGCAUGUCCCAGUCUCACGCUCCUUCCAGGCUGUGCACUACAACCCGGGCGCCGCAGCUCGGUCUCGCGCACGGACCCGCCCAGAUCCCAGCGACUGUAGAAGUCAUCUGUGGCACCCUACGAGGCACCUAUGAUGUGGCCAAGACCAAGAUCCUCUACCUGUACCACCUGGGGGGUAUCCGGGAAGCCACCCCCACUGAAUUCGAACGCCUGGGCGGCCGUCAGGCCACCAAAAAGUGGAAGCAGAGCAUACGCGUCGUGGAUUCGCACGGUCAGCCCGGCAAAUCGCUGGGGGAAUGGCUGGCUGGAACAGCGGGCACAGCGGGGGAGGGGCAGCGUCAGGCGUUUGCCUGGCUGACCAUGGGGCAACGCACUGGCGGCGGUUGGGCGGAGGGAGCGGGGGACGCCGGGGGUCGCGGAGGAGCUGCCCAGUCCAGCAGCGCUCAGCUUCGGGAGCAGUUCCAUUCGCAGCUUCUGGACUUCCUGACCGGCCGCAUUGAUAACCCGGGGACUGGACCCGGGCGGCCGCUGCUGCCGGACUCAAAAUUCGGUCCCGUAACCGUCGGAUCGCACUCGUUUGACCUGCAGAAAAUGUACGGCAAGGUUCGCGAGCUUGGCGGCUAUGCAGCCCUGGCCUCCAAUCCGAACGGCUGGAACCAGGUGGCGGAGAAGAUAGGUCUCGACAGGGCUGUGGUGAACACCGCACAUGCAUGCAGGUCCGUGUACGAGCACUACCUGCUGCGAGCCGAACGGUUGGAAAAGGCGCGCGAGGCGGCCGGUAUCCCGCUGCCGUCACCGCCACCGCCGGCAGCGGCUCCAGGGGCGGUGGAGCAGCCCGACAGCCCAACUGCCUCUGAGCCCAGCGGCCAGACCGGCGGUGGCGGCGCAGCGGGAGCGGCGCCGAUACAGACAAAGCACGAGCCGCAUACAGUCGACCGCCAUUUCGCAGCUGCUGCUGCUGCUGCCGCCGCUUCCGCGGCGGCUUUGGAACGAUCAGACCGCGCGGCGGCGGUGGCGGCGUCGCAGAGGGCUCUGUCAUCGGCAGUUGCGCAGCAGCAACACCAGUUGGACCGUCCUCCAGUGACAGAGGGCCGCGGUGGCGGCGGUCGGCGGGGCGCGGCGGCAGCGGCGGCGCCUCCGCCAUCAGCGGCUCAGUGGGCAGGAGCGGCAACGGGGUCCCGUUCCGGCGGGGCAGGGUCUGGCGGACAACACGAUCGCCGGGGGGGGCACUUGGCGGACGACGGCGGCAGGAGUGGCCGUGAUGCUCCCGGCGGAAGAGGGCCUUAUGAGGCUAGCACGGGCCGCAACGCCGGUGGUGGUGGCGGCGGCGGUGGCGGGGGCUAUGACUCGGUCCCCAGUGAGGGGCGAGGCAGGCACGACGGUCUGGACAGGGAGGAAUACGACGUGCCCGACAACAGUGAGUACGACGUGCCUAACAGGGGUGAGUACGACGUGCUUCCGGUGCGAAGCGGGUAUGGCGGUGUCUCUCGAGGAGGGCUCGACGGCGGUCGCGGAGGCUAUGACAGCCGCGGCCGAGGUGGGUACGACGGGCCUGGUGGCGGCGAUGGCGGGUACGACAGUGGCGGGCGCUGGAGUUUUGAAAGUGGUGGCCGGGCAGGAGGUUACGAUGGAGGCGGCCGAGGCGGGUACGAGUCUGGGAGCCGUAGCGGGUACAGCAGUGGCGGACGAGGCGGGUACGAUGGUGUUGGCGGCGGGCGAGGGUAUGCCUUUGCUAGCCGCCUGCACGACGGCCCAGCGACGGGCCCUGGCAACAGUGCUCGAUAUCGCCAGGAGCACCCGUCCCUCGACCGACGGCUGACGUUGGAGGCGCUUCUGCAGGGCGCGCAUGCCGUACAGCCCCAACUUGUACGAUCUUAUGACAAUCAGUACGAGCAGCGCUCUUCCCUUCUGCCGCUGGACAUCAACGACGAUCAGCUUCUCCUGGCAGCGGGCCUGGGCCUACAGGGGGCCGCGGGCCGCGACGGCGGCGGCGGCGGCGGUCACGUCGUGAACCCGCUCCUCCUGGACUCGACGCCUACAUUGGCCCGUCAGCAUCAGGGUGGCGGUGGCGGCGGGGCCAGCAUCCAUAUUACCCGCGACGGCGGCGGCGGCGGGGGCACCGGCCGCCUGCAGCUGCAAAUCGGCGGCGGCGGCCGACAACAGCAAGACUCCAGGGAAGCCAUGCUAGUUACGCUGGCGGGUGGCCCUGCCUGCAGCGGUAGCUUGGGCAGCCGGGGGGGCCUUAUGCAGGCCAUUGAGCAGGCUGGUCUCGUCAGCUUGGCUGGCGGGCCCGCUUCCACUGCCAGCCGCCUGCUGCCCGUCACCCUCGGGCGCGGUGGCGGCGGCGGCGGGCUGGGUGUCGAGGCGUUGCACCCGGGCUGGCGGGCCCGUGCCGCGGCCGCCGCUAGCGGCGGCCGCGGCGGCGGCGGCGGUCUCCAGCUCCAGGGCGGCCGUGCCGCUGCCCUCCUGGGCCUUCAGGGCGACCUGGCGGAGGGUGUCGGAGUCGGCGUUGUGGACGACCCCAUGGUUUCCAAUCUACUUUCGGAGUACUUUGGCGGUCAAGGGGGGGGACUGCCUGUGGGGCUGGUACGUACCGGCAGCGGUAAUAUCGGCCUCAGCGGGUUGGGCCUUGCCGGCGCCGGUCUGGGUGGUGGUGGUGGUGGCGGCGGGCUAGGAUACAAGCGAGGACCGCCUGACCUGGGGGGAGGUGGUGCAGGUGGUGGUGGUGGCGGUGGGGAGCCCGGAGUCCUUGGCGGCGGGGCCGGGGGCGGUCCGCAUAAGCGUCAGGCGCUUUGA
This is a messenger RNA of Volvox carteri f. nagariensis, 3153 nucleotides long. RefSeq lists its product as uncharacterized. The transcript has 10 exons. Gene Ontology annotation, molecular function: DNA binding. The record is from RefSeq and is a predicted model, not a curated record. Lineage: Eukaryota; Viridiplantae; Chlorophyta; Chlorophyceae; Chlamydomonadales; Volvocaceae. The coding region runs from base 1 to 3153 and encodes 1050 amino acids.